AAGAAGAACUCGUCUCUCUUCACUUGUUCAGGAAGGUGUUUAGUAGAAAGUGAGUAAGGGGCACCAGCAGCAUAUGUUUAGCCUUUGUAACCGAAAAACAGCGGCUAAAUCAGGUGAAGUCACAGUGCAGGUAAAAUGUCGGCUUGGGCGAAGGCACCGACAGGUGGGCGGCGGCCGUCAGGGAACCCAAAUGGAAGUGCUCAACAGCUUCGUCUGUUUCGGAGAGCAGCUCCUUAUCCUUCAAGGGAGGACAGGACCGAGGAGCUCAAGGAUGCCCUAGAUAGUUACGAAGAAUUGGAACAAAUACAAAACUACAGUGCAGGUGUAAAGUAUGAGGCAUUCAAAAAUCAGCCAAAUGCCUCAGCCAAGUCCGAGGGCUGCACUCCCGCAGACAGACGUAAAACCCUCUAUCAGAAGUUCUACAGGCAGGUGCAAGAGGAGAAGAAGCCAGCUGAUUGUGUGGUUCUUUCUGUCACCAACCAGUGCCCGGAUUACCCCAAAUCGCUAAGCCAGUGCUUGCAGGAGCGUGGCCUGUCAGUGGAAAUGCUCUACCUUCAAGCGGAAUCGGGCCUGACCCGGGCCCUGCAGGAUGUCCGAGCAGUUGGCUCCCCAUUUUGUAUUCUGGUGGAGCAGACAAACAUAGCUCUGUCCUCCUGCACUGUUAUCAUAUUCUCAGAAUCCCUCAAAAUCCAUCGCAACAUGCCCAAAGACCAGGCCAUGGACUUUGUUCAAGCAGAGUACACUCGCGGACUCCCCAAAGAGCGCCCUCCAAGGGACCCCGCAGAUAUCGCGGCACAGGCGUCACAGCUGCUGGACGACUUUCUGGACCGAGAGAAGAUUGCGCGCCACACCGUUCCCUCUGAAACACGGCAGCUCCUCAUGCUGCUGGCUGACGGGGUGCAUCUCUACCCCGAGGAGUUGGAAAACAUCUCGGAGUACGUUCGUUCCCGGCAGCACCACGUACAAGCCUCCAGUACUGAAGGCGAGAGGGGGAAUAUGUUACCUCCAGGAUUGGGAAAACCACCUCCUUUGCUUCCUACUCCACCUGGGCCUCCACAACCCUCUGCAACUGUAUCAGGGGGGUCCAUGUUGGACCACUCCCCAUCUCCACCUGCACCUCUCCUGCCUUUACCAGGCUCUCAUCCCAAAACCAAACCACCUCCUCUGCUUUCCUUGCAUCAUCCUUCAGUCCCUCGCGGUCCCAUGCCCUCACACAUGCCUUACGGUGGUUCUGGUAUGUCUCGUGGGCCCCUAUUCCAGCACCCGCCUUUAUUCCACCCAGGCCCCAGAGGCCCCCACGGGAAUCGAGCAGCACCUCCUUCUCUAAAGAGUUCUCGCCCCCCACUUUUAUCUGCCCCGGGCCCUCCUCUUCCACGACUGAGUGGCCCAAGACACUAAGAAAUAACAGAGGCAUCCACAUACACCUGCUGUCGAACCGGGAGGUUGCAAGCAGUGCUUUGGACAUUUUCUGACGUCUGACUUUUCAGCUGAACAGAAUUUCACUGUUGACCUUUUUUAAAAGAAGAAGUAUUAGAUCUCAUUUAGCUCGAUGAUAAAAUAAAGAAAAAAAUUAGAGUUAGGUAUGAUCUCAUUGUGGAUGGAUUGAUAGAGGAUUGUAUGGAGCCCUCUUUCUAAUUGACGAUUUUAAGUAUUAUUUUUUUUUUCCAAAAUCCCCAUCAUAAUCGUCUUUUUUUUUUUUUAAUGUUCAGCUUGUCUCUUUAGAUUCAUAAAGUGGAGUAGGUUACAGUUAAACGCUGAACAGGUAGUUUGUUUGGCCAAAUGCACAAAUGCAACCAUGCAAGAGGUGGCAACUGUAUAGCAUGAAAGAGGAGAGAAGUAUUGGCGGUCUCAUGGUGGUACAGGGGCUUCUUAUUUUUCUAAAAAUCUUUCAAGAUGGUGCUUAAAACUUGUUGAUCUCAGAUUCUCGAAAGGAGGGGAUAUCGGCGUACAACUGAAAGCUUGUUUUUCUAAGCUGUUUUCUCGGCUCAAAUGUAAUUUUAUUUAUAAUGUACAUUUAUUUUUGUCAUGACCUGAAGUUCUCUGUCUGCAGUUGUGCGUACGUCCUUUCACCUUUCAGAAAAAAUCAGAAAAAUUUACGAUAUGUAUUAUUUCUUUGUUGUCUUUAUAAAGUUGUCACGUUGUUCCUUUAAA
Molecule: messenger RNA, 2151 nt
Organism: Mugil cephalus (flathead mullet)
Lineage: Eukaryota; Metazoa; Chordata; Actinopteri; Mugiliformes; Mugilidae
Exons: 9
Coding region: 136-1398 (420 amino acids)
Source: RefSeq, a predicted model, not a curated record